CAUCUUUUUUUCUUUCAUUUUUGUCUGUUAUACAUAUAUGGCAUAUGUAUGUAUGUAUGUAUAAUGUAUUUGUUCAAUUAAUUAAAACCAAGUAUACACCUAUCAACCUAGACUAUAUAGUCCCACACUGUUCCUAACAUUAUAAAACAUAGAAUUGUCUCUCUGUGUGUCUCUCUCUUUGGUUUCUUGAUUAUUUGAUCUUCAUCCAUCAAAGUUCAUCUAUGGAGUCUGAAGCUGCUUCCUGGUGUUUUCAUACCUCCUUUAGCUUCCUUAUCUUCUCUCUCACCAUCUUCUCUCUCUUGUUCUACUUAGUGAGACUAAGGCUAUGGUGCAACUGUGAAAUUUGUCACACCUAUGUAACAUCGGGUUGGUCGGUCCAAUUUGAUAAUCUGUGUGAUUGGUACACACAUCUCCUCCAAAACUCUCCGACUCGAACCAUUCAUGUACAUGUGCUCGGGAACACCAUCACUGCGAAUCCCGACAACGUUGAGUACAUGCUCAAAACAAGAUUUGAGAACUACCCAAAGGGCAAGCCCUUCUCAGCAAUCUUGGGUGACUUCUUGGGUAGGGGCAUUUUCAACGUGGACGGAGAAUUGUGGAGGUUUCAGAAGAAAAUGGCGAGCCUAGAGCUCGGUAGGCUCUCGAUUCGCAUGUACGCGUUUGAGGUUGUCAGCUACGAGAUUCACCGCCGCCUCAUCCCUCUUUUAUCAUCUGUGGCGGGAAAAGGAGACGGUGUGCUCGAUUUACAAGACGUUUUUAGGAGAUUUUCGUUCGAUGGCAUUUGUAAAUUUUCGUUUGGUUUGGACCCCAAGUGCUUGAACUUGUCACUGCCCAUGUCGGAAUUUGCAGUCUCGUUUGAUCUCGCAUCAAAAUUGUCAGCUCAACGAGCCAUGGCCGCGUCACCCAUGAUUUGGAAGAUCAAAAGGAUGUUGAAUUUGGGGUCAGAGAAGAAGCUGAGAGAAGCCAUCAAGAUGAUCAACAUUUUAGCACAAGAGGUGAUAAGGCAAAGGCGAAAAAUGAGCUACUCUACCCAAAAUGAUCUUCUCUCACGAUUCAUGGGCACCAUAAAUGACCAAACCUACUUGAGAGAUAUUGUGAUAAGCUUCCUCUUAGCCGGCCGCGACACGGUUGCUUCAGCCUUGACUAGCCUCUUCUGGUUGCUCCCCAACCACCCGGACGUCGAGUCAGCCAUCCUGGCUGAGGCUGAUCGAGUCAUUGGACACAACCAAGAGCUCACAAGUGUUGAACAACUGCGAGAACUUCACUACUUGGAAGCUGUAGUGCAUGAAAGUAUGAGACUCUACCCGCCAAUACAAUUUGAUUCCAAGUUCUGUGUAGAAGAUGAUCUUUUACCGGAUGGAACAUUUGUGAAGAGAGGGACAAGGGUGACUUACCAUCCCUACGCGAUGGGCCGAAUGGAAGAGAUUUGGGGACCAGAUUGCUUGGAAUUCAAACCAGAAAGAUGGUUGAAAGAUGGUGUUUUCUUUCAAGAGAACCCUUUUAAGUACCCAGUUUUUCAAGCUGGACAUAGGGUGUGUUUGGGCAAGGAAAUGUCUCUGGUGGAGCUUAAGAUUGUGACACUUUCGUUGCUACGGCGAUUCCAUUUCGAAUUAGUGACGACAUAUCAGAGACCCCUCUUCUCUCCCGGGCUCACCGCCACGUUCACCGGAGGUCUACCGGUGUUGGUUCGAGAAAGGAAGGCAUCAUCAUGGUCCACACCACCACAUGUAGAUAAUUGAAUACAAUUAUUUUAGUCAAUAGCAUAUGUAACCCUAAAUUUGCAUAUUACUGCAAAUUAACAUAUAGUGAUCAAAUAUAUAUAUAUAUAUAUAUAUAUAUAUAUAUGCAUUGAUCCAAUGGAGGUUCGUGAAUUACUCUCAAUUCACAUGUGAUCUUCUGGUGACCUAAAGUAUUGGUGAAGCAAAAUUAACCAGCAUGCCUAGCUGGUCAUCCUUGAUGUAUGUUAUCUGUACAGAUAUUUGGUAGAUGGGUUAUUCAAUUGGCUAUCCAUAUAUAUAUUUGGUUAUAUAUAUAUGUGUGUAUUUUUUUCUCUCCCUUGACGCAUGGUUUCUUCUAUAUUUGUUCAGCAAUAGUUCAAUAUUGUAUAUUAAAGUCUGUCAAAUGUCAAUCAAAAUGUUUGUGAUAUAUAU
Molecule: messenger RNA, 2150 nt
Organism: Cornus florida
Lineage: Eukaryota; Viridiplantae; Streptophyta; Magnoliopsida; Cornales; Cornaceae
Product: cytochrome P450 94C1-like
Exons: 1
Coding region: 222-1739 (505 amino acids)
Molecular function (GO): monooxygenase activity; iron ion binding; heme binding
Source: RefSeq, a predicted model, not a curated record